Messenger RNA from Aspergillus niger, 1104 nucleotides. RefSeq lists its product as uncharacterized. The record is from RefSeq and is a predicted model, not a curated record. The transcript has 3 exons. Gene Ontology annotation, biological process: removal of superoxide radicals. Gene Ontology annotation, molecular function: thioredoxin-disulfide reductase (NADPH) activity. Lineage: Eukaryota; Fungi; Ascomycota; Eurotiomycetes; Eurotiales; Aspergillaceae. The coding region runs from base 1 to 1104 and encodes 367 amino acids. Gene Ontology annotation, cellular component: cytoplasm.
AUGGUGCACACCAACGUCGUUAUCAUCGGCUCCGGCCCCGCCGCCCACACCGCGGCCAUCUACCUUUCCCGCGCUGAACUCAAGCCCGUCCUCUAUGAGGGUAUGCUGGCUAACGGCACCGCCGCUGGCGGUCAGCUCACCACCACCACCGACAUCGAGAACUUCCCCGGUUUCCCGGACGGCAUUGGCGGUGGAGAGCUGAUGGAGAACAUGCGCAAGCAGUCUGUUCGCUUCGGCACGGAGGUUAUCACUGAGACCAUCACCAAGGUCGACUUUUCCCAGAGACCCUUCAAGCUGUGGACGGAAUGGAGUGACGGUCCCACCGACGAGCCCGCUCACACUGCUGACGCCGUCAUCAUCGCCACCGGCGCCAACGCUCGUCGCCUCAACCUUCCCGGUGAGGAGAAGUACUGGCAGAACGGUAUCAGCGCCUGCGCUGUCUGCGACGGUGCCGUGCCCAUCUUCCGCAACAAGCCCCUCUUCGUCAUCGGUGGUGGUGACUCCGCCGCCGAGGAGGCUAUGUUCCUGGCCAAGUACGGCAGCAGCGUCACUGUCCUUGUCCGUCGCGACAAGCUCCGUGCCAGCAAGGCCAUGGCCAACCGUCUUCUGUCCCACCCUAAGGUCACCGUCCGCUUCAACUCCGUCGCUACUGAGGUGCUCGGUGAGGAGAAGCCCAACGGCCUGAUGACCCACCUCAAGGUCAAGAACGUCGUUUCCGGCGAGGAGGAGGUUGUUGACGCCAACGGUCUCUUCUACGCUGUUGGCCACGACCCCGCCACCACCCUGGUCAAGGGUCAGAUCAAGCUCGAUGAGGACGGAUACAUCGUUACCCAGCCCGGUACCAGCUACACCAGUGUCGAGGGUGUUUUCGCUUGCGGUGAUGUCCAGGACAAGCGCUACCGCCAGGCCAUCACCAGUGCCGGAUCCGGCUGCAUUGCCGCUCUCGAGGCCGAGAAGUACAUCGCCGAGCGCGAGUCCGGCGAGGAGCCCGCCACCUCCACCGAGAAGGCCGCUAUCAAGCCUGCCACCCAGGAAGUCAACGGUGAAGUCAAGCAGGACGCCCAGGGUGCCGCCGCCGAGUACAAGUCCAACCCUCUGCUUUAA